AUGGGUAUUUCUCGCGACUCCCGUCACAAGCGCUCGGCUACCGGUGCGAAGAGGGCCACCUACCGCAAGAAGAGGGCGUUCGAGAAGGGUCGCCAGCCCUCCAACACUCGUAUCGGUACCAAGAGAAUCCAUCUCGUCCGUACCCGCGGUGGCAACCGCAAGUUCCGUGGUCUCCGUCUCGAGGCCGGUAACUUCUCGUGGGGAUCCGAAGGCAUCUCCCGCAAGACCCGUGUCAUCGUCGUGGCCUACCACCCCUCCAACAACGAGCUGGUCCGUACCAACACCUUGACCAAGUCCGCCGUUGUCCAGAUCGAUGCCGCCCCCUUCCGUCAAUGGUACGAGGCCCACUACGGCCAGCCCAUCGGCCGGAGACGCCAGCAGAAGUCCGACGUCCCCGAGGAGAAGAAGAGCAACAGCGUCACCAAGAAGCAGGCUGCUCGCUUCGCCGACAGCGGCAAGGUCGAGUCCGCCAUCGAGCGACAGUUCGAGGCCGGUCGUCUGUACGCCGUGAUCGCCUCGCGUCCCGGCCAGAGCGGCCGCGUGGACGGCUACAUCCUGGAGGGUGAGGAGCUGGCUUUCUACCAGCGUGCGAUCCGGAAAAAAAAUAAUCGUAAAAUCCCCCCAUCUACUUUCUCAAAAGGUCAAUCCCCCAAAAUGCCCCCCGACAAAACCAUCAAAACCCGCCUCUGCCUCAUCUCCGACACCCACAGCCUCCCACCCAACCCGCCCUCCGACACCAGCAACCCCUACCGACACCCCCUGCCGUGGUCCAACAUCCUGCUGCACGCGGGGGACCUGACAAAGCUAGGCCGACGAUCCGAGCACCUGGGGAUGCUGUCGAUGCUCAAGAACGCGCCGGCGGAGCUGAAGCUCGUGAUCGCCGGCAACCACGACAUUACGCUGGACGAGGAGUACUACACGCGGGUCGGGCACUACCGCCACCGGUUCGGCCUGGAGCGGUUCACGACCGGUGGCACGGGCGGGACGGACGUCGAGGACGUCGACGCCGUCGAGGACCCCGUGGCGAUCAAGGCGCUGUGGACGAGCGCCGACGCCCAGGCCGCCGGCAUUCGGUACCUGGAGGAAGGGACGCGCGAGUUCCGGCUGUCAACCGGGGCGCGGGUGCGGGUGUAUGCGUCGCCGUAUACGCCGGAGUUCUGCGAGUGGGCGUUUGCGUACGAGCGCGGCGAGGACCGGUAUGAUGCGGCGAAGGGGGCGAGGAACCCCGUGCCGACGUUCCCGCCGGGGGUGGAUGUGAUGCUGACGCAUGGUCCGCCGUAUGGGAUUCUGGACCAGGUGGUGCCGGGGCAUGAGAGCGUGGGCUGUGAGCAUCUGUAUCGCGCGGCGGAGAGGGCCAAGCCGCGGCUGCAUGUGUUUGGGCAUAUUCAUGAGGGCUACGGGGCGCGGCGGUUCGAGUGGAGCACACAUAAUCGGUCGAUGAUCCAGUGUGACGAGACGACGGCGCGCGAAGAGCGAUGCGCCUUUGUGGAUGUCAGCGAGAGUACGAACAGUUCGCUGCGCGUCGGUAAGGAGACGCUGUUCAUCAAUGCGAGUGUCGUGACGGUGGAGUAUGAGCCGGUCAAUGCGCCGUGGGUGGUGGAUCUGGAGCUCCCGCUGGAUGAGGAUGGUGGUAGAAGUAAUUGA
Aspergillus steynii IBT 23096 is the source of this 1644-nucleotide messenger RNA. RefSeq names its product 40S ribosomal eS8 domain-containing protein. Gene Ontology annotation, molecular function: structural constituent of ribosome. Gene Ontology annotation, cellular component: ribosome; cytosolic small ribosomal subunit. The record is from RefSeq and is a predicted model, not a curated record. Lineage: Eukaryota; Fungi; Ascomycota; Eurotiomycetes; Eurotiales; Aspergillaceae. Gene Ontology annotation, biological process: translation; maturation of SSU-rRNA from tricistronic rRNA transcript (SSU-rRNA, 5.8S rRNA, LSU-rRNA). The coding region runs from base 1 to 1644 and encodes 547 amino acids. The transcript has 5 exons.